Messenger RNA from Mugil cephalus (flathead mullet), 2327 nucleotides. RefSeq names its product transmembrane p24 trafficking protein 7 (gene tmed7). Gene Ontology annotation, biological process: intracellular protein transport; endoplasmic reticulum to Golgi vesicle-mediated transport; Golgi organization. Bases 104 to 745 code for a protein of 213 amino acids. Gene Ontology annotation, cellular component: endoplasmic reticulum-Golgi intermediate compartment; COPII-coated ER to Golgi transport vesicle; Golgi apparatus. The record is from RefSeq and is a predicted model, not a curated record. Lineage: Eukaryota; Metazoa; Chordata; Actinopteri; Mugiliformes; Mugilidae. The transcript has 4 exons.
GGCCAAUACCGAUCCACGUUUGUUCCACGUCACGUAGAAUGAGUCGCAUCCGGGUGAGGACUUUAGGGUUUCCAUUUGAAGCUGCUGGCUCUCGGUCUUCGGUAUGUACGGAUCGUUUCGGGUGUUGUUGCAGGUGCUGUGGGCCCAGCUGCUCUGUGGCUGGGUGCUAGGCUCCGAGCUAACCUUUGAGCUGCCGGACAAUGCCAAGCAGUGUUUCUACGAGGACAUCACUAUCGGCACCAAGUGUACGCUGGAGUUUCAGGUUGUCACCGGUGGGCAUUAUGAUGUGGACUGUCGUUUGGAGGACCCGGAUGGCACUACCCUUUACAAGGAGAUGAAAAAGCAAUAUGAUAGCUUCACCUUCACAGCAGCCAAAAACGGCACCUACAAGUUCUGCUUCAGCAAUGAAUUCUCCACCUUCACGCACAAGACGGUUUAUUUUGACUUCCAGGUCGGCGACGACCCUCCCCUCUUUCCUAAUGAGAACAGAGUCACUGCUUUGACUCAGAUGGAAUCAGCCUGUGUGUCCAUCCAUGAGGCUCUGAAGUCAGUUAUCGACUACCAGACACACUUCCGCCUCCGUGAGGCACAGGGACGCAGUCGGGCUGAGGACCUCAACACCCGCGUUGCCUUCUGGUCCAUCGGAGAAGCCCUUAUCCUUCUGGUAGUCAGCAUCAGCCAGGUUGUCCUGCUGAGAAGCUUCUUCUCUGACAAGAAGACGACUACGACGCGCGUCGGAUCGUAACAGUUUAUCACCAGUUUCUUUAUUUGUUCCUUGGCUCUUGUGCACGGAGUGGGUAAGAACAGCAGUUCUGAUCUGAAGUUACAUCAUAUCAGUCUGACUUGUCAUGCUCAUUCAGCACUGCUGUUUUUAGGAACUUAAUGCAAAUUCUAGAAAAAAGUUGUGUGUGAUUAAAGAAAAACAGAUGGAAGGCUUGAUUGUGUUGCUUGUGACUAUUUAUACUGGAAGUAGUUCAAGCACAAGUCAUUUAGUCAAAGCAAGCCUUAUGUAAUUUGAAUAUUUGAAAUAAUUUCUAAAUGUGUUGUUAUUUUAUUUGUUAUUUUCUGCCCGCCCGUCAUCUUAAACCAUCUUUCCCCAGUCUGCUCCAUUUUUCAACCCCGACUGUGCUCUGGAAUAAGGCGGAGGAAGCUGAGAAGCUAAGGUUAUUUUUCCUUAUCGUCAGAGCUCUGGGUUUCAAAAAACCCACUCACUGUGUAAAGGGGGCUACGCCACAAAGUUGUAUUUGUCUAUGAAAAGUCUGUUGCAGUUUUCUUUAACAUAAAACCUCACUGUAUUAAGUGAGAAAGAGUAGAUACUGUGCUUGCUUUUAUCAGCUUUGUCAUUUUAGAUGAGUAGGUACAAGGGCAAAUGUUGUACAGAGAGUAAACCAUCCUCUAAUGUUAGCUUGAAAUUAUUGUUCAGAAGUUAAAGGACUGAAGUCAGAGAUGCUGACAAUUUCCCUUGAGUCACCCAUUUGCUCUUAUUAUACAUCUGGGUGGAGGAAUGGCUCAGUUUGACCACACUGAGGUGAAUUAUAAUAUGCUUACAAUGUAUGGGGCUCCUUUAUACAUCUGUGUGGGAGACAAAAAAAGAAAAACUAAAAUUCCUGUAUUAGAAAAUGGCAUUUUGUGUGUUGGGUGAUAUUGCCAACUGUUUUAACUGCACCAGCCUUUAUUUUUUUCCUGGCUCCUUGCAAUCUCAUAUGUAGUUUUGCCUUUGCCGUUUAAAAAUAUAACAACUUAUUUAUGUCGUGGGACUGUCCUUUUUGUUUUUAUACAGCGCUGUUGUAAAAAUGUAUCUUGUGUCGCAAAGUAUUGCUUCAAUACAAGGUCAAUCUGGUCACUUUGAGUUGACGUUUGCUGUCUUAUCCCCUUCUUUCAUUAACAAAUACAGAAAGGAAAUUUUAUUCUUAAAAUUUUCAUUACUCAUUAUCGUCUAUUCAACUCAGUACUCAGUGUGGGUCGAUCUCUUUACGACUCGCACAUAUGUAACAAAAAUUUAGCAUCUACGCACAGAAAAAUUUUAUUCCUUAAUAUCACUGAGCCAUUUAGAUUUUUUUUUAUUCUGUUUUGCAGAGUCUGUAUCAACUCAUUAAAAUCAAGUAACACCCUUUAUUAUUAUUCAUUCAGCAAUACAUUAUUUGUGGUUUGGCUGUGCUUCUUGUGUUAUUCUUUCUCCACUCACCAUAUUUGUGUCGUCUGUCUUGGUACACGGUGCAGUAUGUUGGUAUUUUCUUCAAGUUUGAACACACUUUUGGAUACAGAUUCAGCUCUGGGGAACUUGUUAAGUUAUUGGGAUGGCUGAAUAAAUUUUCUGUUUAAAUGUU